This is a messenger RNA of Leptonychotes weddellii (Weddell seal), 2384 nucleotides long. RefSeq names its product CD200 molecule (gene CD200). The record is from RefSeq and is a predicted model, not a curated record. Gene Ontology annotation, cellular component: axon; neuronal cell body; cell surface. Gene Ontology annotation, molecular function: cell-cell adhesion mediator activity. Lineage: Eukaryota; Metazoa; Chordata; Mammalia; Carnivora; Phocidae. Gene Ontology annotation, biological process: negative regulation of macrophage activation; negative regulation of neuroinflammatory response; heterotypic cell-cell adhesion.
UUUAACCGGAACCCGUGAGGCCGGGCUCUUGUGGAGUACUUGAGGGCGCGUGGACCGCCACGAUGGCUCCGUGCCGGGGCGGGGAUUGGCCCGCCUCCCUGAGCUGGAGGCGCUCGGCGCGCCGCGGUGAGAUCCUCCGGGCUUUCCAGCUGAAGCCGGCAACCGCGCGCGGCCGGGAGCGACCAUGGGGAGGCCGGUGUUCAGGAGGCUCUUCUGUCAUCUGUCUACCUACAGACUGAUUUGGUUCUUGGCAGCAGUGAUGCUAUGCAGGGCGCAAGUCGUGACCCAAAAUGAAAAAAAGCCGCUGAACACACCUGCUUCCUUAAGAUGCUCUCUGCAAAAUUCCGAGGAAGUCUUGAUUGUGACAUGGCAGAAAAUCAAGGCUGUUAGCCCAGAAAACAUGGUCACCUUCAGCAAGAACCAUGGGGUUGUGGUCCAGCCUGCCUAUAAAGACAAGAUAAACAUCACCCAGCUGGAACUCAAGAACUCAACCAUUACCUUCUGGAACACCACCCUGGAGGAUGAAGGGUGUUACAAGUGCCUCUUCAAUACUUUUGGUUCUGGGAAGAUCUCAGGAACAGCCUGCCUCAGCCUCUCUGUACAGCCCACAGUGUUCCUUCACUAUAAAUUCUUCGAAGACCACCUAAAUAUCACUUGCUCUGCCAAUGCCCGCCCAGCCCCUGUGAUCUCCUGGAAGGUGUCUGGGUCAGGGAUUGAAAACAGUACUGAGGUUCUCUUUCACCCCAAUGGGACCACGUCUGUCACGAGCGUUCUCCAGGUCAAAGACCCCAAGCGUCAGGUGGGGAAGGAGGUGGUCUGCCAGGUGCUGCACCUGGGGAAUGUGACCAGCGUCACGCAAACUGUGCAUAAAGGAUUUUGGUUUUCAGUUCCGCUCUUGUUAAGCAUUGUUUCCUUGGUAAUUCUUCUGGUCUUAAUCUCCAUCUUACUAUACUGGAAACGUCGUCGGAACCAAGACCGAGUCCUAAGUGAUUCUGCAAAAGAUUAUUUCCUAGAAUUACCUACGUCCCUUGGAGAGAGUCACGGUCUCCCCACAUCACAUUGGGUCAGGAAUGUCCUUAUCUUUGCCAAUGAAAUAUGCACAGAGCCCUAGAGGAAUCACACAGAACCUGGAAAAUUUACUCCCUGGUCUACUUGAAUCCGACUCAGAAGGAAGGCAGGAGGAAAAGGGUCAUUCUCUGAGGGACAUAAAGAGCAGAAGAGGUAGGGGUAAAAGACCUAAGAAUUUCAAGAUUUUCUACUGCCAUCUAAGCUACCCAGUGCUUGUGGGAGUUCCAAAAGGAAGUCGUUUUAUCUCUCAAGUCUGUUGUAGGACUUGAUUUUGUGAAGCAAUGCAGUGUUGUGCUGUUGAAAGGAGACUGGACUUUGAAUCAGUAGCCACAACUCAGAGGCUGACUCUGGCUCCAACCGAGGGCAACGCUCUGUCCAUCACUUUAUCUCAAUGAGCAUCCACACCCGCAUCCAGAAAAUUAGGAAGUUGGACCAGAUCGUUUGCCAUUCUGCUCCAAAAACUGAUGUAAUUGCAGGAAAAAAAGGAAUCAAGAAAGGAAAAAGAGAAAGGAGAACACGGGAAGGUGUUAAGGACCAAAGAACUUUUCUGAGACUACCUUUUACCUUUCUGUUGCUGUUCCAUCUCUUCUUCCAUAUUGUUCUUAGGUCCACGAGUCAGUUUCCUCCUCACGUGGUGGUGGUAGUCCACUACCUGCUGACUGGUUUGUUAGUAACUGGUCUUUCUAGAAUCCUUGGUUUCACUGCAGUUCUUCAUGUCCUCCUCUGACUGGCGUUUACCACAAUGAAUAUGGACUGAAUUCAUUGCAAAAUAACACUGACAACCUUAACUUUACUUAUCUACUUGUAUAGAAGAAUAAGUAUUGUUAGCCCAGCAGCUCACGUUUUUAAAAAAAGCAUUUCCUGUCCCAUUUGACUUAUAAUAGGAUCUGGUCCUAUACCAGUCAUUGUGAAAUCAAAAGAAAAUACAUGAUAAAAUAAAAACAGGCAUUUAGGAAGUUUCGAAUUCAAAGUCAAUUCAGAUGCUUCUCCCUCCUGGCUUCUUUUCCCAUGAGUUAACUUCUCAUAAUAGCAGAGAAGGUAUGUUUGGGUUUAGAAAUCCCUUUGUUCUAAAUUAUAUUGUUCUAACUAGUGGAACAUUUUUGAACUCUUAAAAAUCACAAGACCAAAUUAUUGACUUUUUCAGUAUCUUUUGCUUUCUUGUCUCUACUCAGUGACCUAAGAACUAAAGCUUAAGUUGUUUUCACUGUUGAAUUGGAUAUUUGUAUAUUUAGCAAGCUUUUCAUAUGUUAUUUAAAUCUGUAUUAUUUCUUAUAUUUGUAUUAAGAUACUGAAUGAUUAAAAGUGUCAAAUCUAAA